GUUCAACAUCAACUUGAUAUGUCAUGAUAUAUGUCGUCGACGUGACAGAUGAUGGGUCAAAAUGACUUCGAGGAGUUAAAAGACGGUCAUGGAGAAGUCUACUUCUCGCUAUUGACCAGGAACAGGUAUGGAGAGAAGACCUCUUGAAGAGAGUACUUGGUCAAUGUUGGGUGACUAGAUUCUACCAAAAGAGUCACCAUGGGGAUUUGAUGUCAAUUACAAUGAAUGAUGUUUCUUUUUAUCGAAGAGUAAAUGAUGUUUUGCUCUUUCUUCUCUACUUUAUAUGAAUAAACAGUGACCCCGAGAGAACAAGUCGAAGAAGAUAAUCGAUAACCAAAUAUCCAUUUCAAGAGUCCAAUUUCCACCUCGAUUAUUUCAGCUCUCUCUCACAGCACAGAGGGAAAAGAAAACAUUGAUCUGUUGCUGGCGUGUCAAUUCGUUGUUUGCCAUCUAAUUAUCGAGUACACGGAUCUCAAGGUUACAUCUCUCCAGAAUAUAUCAGAGACGCUCCCCUCGAACAGGGACAAUUGAAAUCUACAUCGGAAUCCCCUCGAGCUUUGAAAAUAUCAAGCCGGAGAGGAGAAAAGCACGCCUCCAAUCCAAAUCUAUACUCCAACCCGAGCACCUAUGCCAAUCCGUCGACAUUUCACACCUACUCAAAGCGUGCCCAGGAUUACAACAGAGCACUGCAGCAUUACAGCCAUCAUAUCAAAUCGCAGAGAGUGUCUGUCUACCUGCAAGUCGCUGCAUCGCACAACACAACACAACACAACACCCGCAGCACAACAUUGAUAUCUUACGAGUAGAGCACCAAAAAGUAACACUGCCAAAUUCAAAGAGCGAAGGAGAAUUGGCCCAUCUAACAAUCUAUCGGGGUUUCUCUGAAUCUGUCCAAUCUAUACUUCCAAGGUGAAAAUUUCCAAUAUACGAGUAACCUUACCUUACCGGCGGCACAACUUCUUCGGGUCUUUUGAAUCUCUCUCUCUCUCUCUUGCUCUGUCUUCCUCUCUCCCUCCCUCGACAACAGCAAACCAGCCCCAACCCAAAUACCUACACAAAUAAACUCGAAUCUCUUCAACCCGAAUCUUUCUCCCUCGUAUAAUGAACCAUGGCACUCAACAUUCAAAGAUUCGGAAGUUUUCGAAGCAUUCGAAAGAAGUCAUCUCACCACACCAGAGACAAUACUAAUGCUAAUACUAAUACUAAUACCGGUACCCCACAAGCUACGACGAAUAUAGCAACCAAUAAUGAGGGCCUGCCAGGGCCACCGUCAGGGCUAAUUGCCAUGAGAUAUGAAGAUAUGUUCCCUGGAGCAAGGCCACCAAUUCCCGUUACGGUUGCACCUCCACUUUCUCCACCCACGGAAACGCAUCCUGCAUUGCGACCACGAUCAUUACUUGACCAAGGUGGUCAUGAACUAAGAGCUUUGAAGAAGGAGGAUAAUACAAAGAGAGACUCCGGUCUUGCCCCUACCACCAGUACAAGUGCACGAGACUGUGAAGGAGCUUCUAUUAAUCGUCACUCUUUUAAUACCGUCGAUAAUGACAAUGUCUUGGGAAUCAAUAUAAACUUUGACUCAAAAGCGGUCAUGGCAGAACCAAGCAGCACAAGCUCUCCACAAGUUCAAUUGAGCGAUGUGCAAUCACCCGCAUCACUAAAAUCUCCAAGUUUUAUGAAAGAUGAAAGCUUGGGGUCUUCUUCUGCAGGGUCCCUGAAACGAUGGAAAACGAAAAAUGGCAAUUCCAAGAUCCCUACCAAUACUGGCAGAUCUAUAGAGCUUCCCGACGAGCAAUUUUCACCCAUAACCACUGCAAUCCCACGGGAAAGUUUAUUAGAAGACGAUUUUAUGCAAUCGAUGUCUUUUUCCAAAAGAGGGAGUAUCAUGUUAGGGGGAAGGAAGCCAAAAAAUGCUCAAGCGCGCACAAAUGCGACGCGAAGACAACCUAGCUUUUCUAUGUUAGCCACAACGUCGCCAUCGAUCAAAGUAUUGUCCGAAGAUUUGGAAAUGGAGUCGCAAAAGGUCAGAUCUAUGUAUGAGUCGGGGUCGGGCUUUGACUGGCGCGAUGGGAAAGACGACACAAUUGAUAAUCGUUUAACAGCUGGAGGGGAGUCGAUACCCGAAAGACCUGUUACGGCAAACAGCUACUUGACUCCCAAUGGCAUUGGUGUACCACAGCGAUCCGCGAGCGAAUCGUCGAAUAGAAGACCUGCCGAGUUAGCUGGAGGCAUCGAAGAUUGGGAAGAUGUGAAUGGGAAAGAUGUCGAUAGAUACGGUUUCAUCAAUAGCGGGAGGACGACCACCAGACCUGGCACACCUGAACCCAAACCACCACAACGGGUCUCUACUGUACUUCAAUUGGCCUCCGAGGCACCACGAAGAAAACGAACAUUUGGUCGAUCGCCAUCUACCGCGAAUUCUCAAAAAGGAUUCAGGCGCGCCCCUAGUCGAAAGGUUUCUGCGAGAUCGUUGAAAAGGACACAAGGGGAUAAUGCAUCAAUACGAAGUUCGCGAAGCUCUCAACUUAGACAAGCUGCCAACCGAUUACCAGGAAAUAAAGAUAGAAGGUGGAUGGACGAAGCUGGCGACAUGUUGACUCUACCACCUGGCUUGGCCGAUAUUGCUGAAGAAGUGGAAGGGGGGAAAGGGGCAGAAUUAAUGAAGAAGAAAGAAUCGGAACGAACAGAGAAAUGGAGGAGAAUGGCCAAAAUAAUAAAGGGCAAGGAUGGAGAAGGAAUGGUUUUCGAAUUCGACACCAAGAAUUCCAAAUUGAUCGAAAGGACGUGGAAAGGGAUACCAGAUCGUUGGCGUUCUGCGGCAUGGUAUUCUUUUCUUGCUGCUUCAGCAAAGAAGAGGGAAGAUAGCGCACAAGAGGGAGAUAUAAUCGAAGCGUUCCAUAAGCUACAAGAUCAAAGUUCGGCAGAUGAUGUUCAAAUCGAUGUUGAUGUUCCUCGGACGAUCAAUAGUCACAUCAUGUUUAGACGGAGAUACAGAGGAGGUCAAAGAUUACUCUUUAGAGUUCUUCACGCUUUAUCACUAUACUUUCCUGCUACUGGCUAUGUUCAAGGUAUGGCAUCAUUAGCAGCUACUCUUCUGUGUUAUUUUGACGAAGAGAAAUGUUUUGUGAUGCUAGUACGCAUGUGGACUUUGCGUGGGCUAGAGAAAUUAUACGAACCAGGAUUUCCAGGUUUGAUGGCUGCUUUAGAUGAGUUUGCAACUACGUGGCUAGAUAAUGGUGAGGUUUCGGCUAAGCUGAACGAACUUGGCAUCGAACCCACAGCAUACGGUACUCGAUGGUAUCUCACUCUUUUCAAUUAUUCCAUUCCUUUCCCAGCUCAACUCCGCGUAUGGGAUGUCUUCAUGCUUCUAGGUGAUGAAGAUCAAUCAUUGCCCUACAGUAAAGAAAGACCAUUUGCAGGUGGCUUGGAUGUUAUUCAUGCUACUAGCGCCGCAUUGAUCGAUGGCACGAGAGAUAUAUUACUCGAUAGUGAUUUCGAAAGUUCAAUGAAAGUCCUCACCAGUUGGAUCCCAGUCAAGGAUGAGGAAUUAUUGAUGAAGGUCACUAAAGCAGAGUGGAAACUGCAUCGAGGGAAGAAGAGAAGUUGAAUCGUGAUUCAAUAACAGAGAAGAAAAGAUACCCCAGUCGAUUUUAUAAAAUCGAUAUCACAUAGUCAUACAUCUUAUCAAUGUAUGACUGACACGAUGAAUAUUUUCCUUUGUUUUAAUGCCUUGAUGUUUUGGUGGUACUUUUACCACUUGUUCAUUUUUGUUUCCCACGGAGUUUUUGCUAGGGAGUCUUUUUACUACUGCAUUAUACCAUACGUGUUUGGGAUGGGAUUUUAUUAUAGUUGUUUUAAUCUGUUGGCUUUCCUCUUUGAGGACAAGAGAAAGGGAGAGGGAGAUGAUGGGGUUUAUUUCUUUGCUGUAUUUUUAUAAUCUCUUAGGAGGGAGAGAGGUUUGAAGGCAGGAUAUAUGGUCGAAUGGCUAUAGAUAUAUCUGUUUCUUUUUGCCUGCAGGAGAUUGACUGGCUGUUAAUUGGAAUUGGACUGGGAAUUGGAUGGAUGGUUAAGAGAAGAAGAGAGGGUGCUUAAUGGGUGGAGGAUGGAAGAGGGGAGGGUAUUGGGGCUAACCGGUCUUUUGUUGGAGAUGUAAUUGUUACUUUAGGAUGAAGAUGAGGGGGAUGAAUCGUGAGAGUCAAGGUAGAUGGAGCACGAUGUGGUUGUGGACUAUGGUUUGUGAUAAGAUGGCAGGGGGUGGAAGAUGGGAGAUGAGGGAAUGAUGAGAUCAGAUAAGAUACAAUAGAGAGCUUGAAUUGUAUUAUAUAUUGUAUCGUAUGUCGUGAGAUAUUAUGAGGGAGAGCAGAGGAGAGGGCCGAGUAGAUUGAAAGGGGAAAGGAAAUACAAAGAAGAUAGAUAAUAGCUAGUCGAUAUCAGAUAGAAGAAAUUAAAAAGAAAGAUGUUGAGAUA
Messenger RNA from Botrytis cinerea B05.10, 4464 nucleotides. RefSeq lists its product as hypothetical. The transcript is spliced from 4 exons. The record is from RefSeq and is a predicted model, not a curated record. NCBI's taxonomy places the organism in Eukaryota, Fungi, Ascomycota, Leotiomycetes, Helotiales, Sclerotiniaceae. The coding region runs from base 1109 to 3604 and encodes 831 amino acids.